Molecule: messenger RNA, 1778 nt
Organism: Salmo salar (Atlantic salmon)
Lineage: Eukaryota; Metazoa; Chordata; Actinopteri; Salmoniformes; Salmonidae
Product: peripherin-2
Biological process (GO): visual perception
Cellular component (GO): plasma membrane
Source: RefSeq, a predicted model, not a curated record
AGGAUCUUCCUCAAUCCUCCUCCAGCCAGCGAAAGGGACAUCACAAUUAGCCUCACCUGUUGAUUUUGACAUUUUUGGAGGGAAAGUUUGGGACAGAGGCAAGGGGGAAAAGUGUGACCCUGUGUUCUGUAAUCCGUCUGGGUGAGUUUGGUGAGUUUUCUUUUUAGGGUCCUACCAUUAUGGGUGAGGAAAGGGCCCUGAAGUAAUAACAGCACUCCUCUUUCCUUACCUCUCCUUCUCUCUGGGAUGGAUUACAGAUCAUUGGCUGAGCUGACACUCCUGCCCUGCUGAAACUGCUGCCUGGGACAUCCAAAAGAAGGACCAGACCUUCAGACAUUAUAGCUAUAUCUCAUCUCAGUAGUGUAUUUUCCUUUUAGGAAUCUCCCUAAAUUGCCACCAUGGCACUAAUGAAGGUCAAGUUUGACCUGAAGAAGCGGGUGAAACUGGCCCAGUUCGUAUGGCUGAUGUACUGGUUCUCAGUGAUGGCAGGCGUGCUGGUCUUCAGCAUGGGGCUGUUCUUUAAGAUCGAGCUGCGUAAGCGCUCAGAGAUGAUGGACAACAACGAGAGCCACUUUGUCCCUAACCUACUAAUCGGCGUGGGGCUGCUGGCCUGUGGGAUCAAUGCCAUGGGAGGCAAGAUCUGCUACGACUCCCUGGACCCCAGCAAGUUCUCCAGGUGGAAGCCUAUGCUCAAACCCUUCCUAGUCUCCUGUGUGGCUUUCAAUUGUCUCCUGGUGCUGACGGCUCUGCUCUGCUUCCUAAUGAGGAUCCCUCUCCAGUUCACGCUGGCCGAGGGCCUGAAGAACGCCCUGAAGUUCUACAAGGACACAGACACACCGGGACGCUGCUACAUGAAGAGAACCCUGGACCAGAUGCAGAUGGAGUUCCGUUGCUGCGGCAACAACAACUUCAGGGACUGGUUCGAGAUCCAGUGGGUCAGCAAUCGCUACCUCGACUUCAGUGCCAAAGAAGUAAAAGAUCGUAUCGGCAGCAACGUGGAUGGGAAGUACCUGAUGGAUGCUGUUCCAUUCAGCUGCUGUAACCCCAGCUCACCUCGGCCCUGCAUCCAGUACCAGGUGACCAACAACACGGCCCACUACUCCUACGACCACCACACCGAGGACCUGAACAUCUGGAAACGGGGCUGCCGCGAUGCUCUGAUUUCCUACUACGGAGGCAUGAUGAACAGCAUAGGAGCCCUGGUGCUGCUGGUCACUAUUCUGGAGGUUAUUGUGAUGAUCGGCCUCCAGUACGUGAAUACCUCCCUGUCUAACCUGGCCAACCCAGAGGACCCAGAGUGUGAGAGCGAAGGCUGGAUCCUGGAAAAGACAGUGAAGGAGACAUUUACUGACAUCAUGGACAAGAUGAAAGCCAUGAGUAAAGGCAAUGCAGUGGACGAGGCCGGAGUGGAUAAUGUCGCCACGGUCAGCUGAACAAGACACGUUGACACAAACUGAGACCACUCCCACCGAAGGAUAGAAAGGCAGAUUGAACACCUCCUUUGCAUUUAUUACACAAAAUACACACAUAAUACACACAUACAUGCCCGACACACACGAUACUGUCCAUCUGAAGGGAAAACUGAAAUGGACACAAAUGGACUCUUGAGUACAUGUCAGCACUUACGAUAUGUUGAAUGUACGAAUGCAUGAAUGUAUGUAUAAGUUACAUUAUAACCAAUUUCCAAUAUGCCCUCCCCCACUCCAAUACACACAGACUAAAGCUCAUACCUUUUCCACACACACACACACACACACACACACACACACACACACACA